UCUCACACACCAUUGCAGUAAAGCAAAGCAAAACCUCUCAAGAACACAGAGCCAGAAGCUCAAAGGAGAAGAGUACAACAGCAGCAGAAGCAAUGAGGCCAGGAGUAGGGUUCAAUGGGACGGCGGCGGCAGCGGCGAAGGCCGUGGUUGCUCCCGCAGCCGCCGGCAGCGCCGCACAUUCCGCAUGGCACUCGCCGGUGCCGUACCUCUUCGGCGGCCUGGCCGCGAUGCUGGGCCUCAUAGCCUUCGCGCUCCUCAUCCUUGCGUGCUCCUACUGGAAGCUGUCCGGCUACCUGGAAGGCGGCGCCGGCCGCGGCGACGAGGACGGUUCCGGCGCCGACAGCGCGAAGCCCCCGGCCUCGGACCUGCCGCCACCGAUAUGGGAGGAGAAGAUACUGGUGAUCAUGGCCGGGGACGUGAAGCCGACGUACCUGGCCACGCCCAUGUCGAGCAGAGCGUCCUCCUUUGGAGACCGUAGCAGCAAGGGGGAGGAGGACGAGACAAAGAAGGUGCAAGAAGUCUCCAUGGCCAGCAUCAAGGAUGCUGAGAAUGGUGAGCACAGUGAGAGCCGGAGAGAAAGAGAGGAGCACCACAUCCCUGAGGUGUGAGCUUCACUUCUAAUUUUUUUAGUUUAGGUUUGUUUUGGUUUUGCGAUUGGUGAGAUGACUAGAACGGUUUGGAAUCGUUGGCGAGACGCCGAAACAGAAUAAAAUCGGCAGCUCUCUUGCCGUCCGUUCAGAAAAAAGGACGCCAAAACAGAAGCCACACAACAUUUUUGUUUGGUUUGCUCGGAGAAGAGGAGCAAUUCGGUGGUGCCGAAAACCAUCUCCAAGAGAACCCCAAUCGGAGUGGUAAUUUUGUUCAGUCAUCUGUAAUUUUUGCUAUGAUGGGAUUGGAAUUAUAGCAUCAGAAGCGCAGCUUUUGCUAAUUGAGCCUUUUGUUUCUUGAGAAAA
Molecule: messenger RNA, 953 nt
Organism: Phragmites australis (common reed)
Lineage: Eukaryota; Viridiplantae; Streptophyta; Magnoliopsida; Poales; Poaceae
Product: protein GLUTAMINE DUMPER 2-like
Exons: 1
Coding region: 93-608 (171 amino acids)
Biological process (GO): regulation of amino acid export
Source: RefSeq, a predicted model, not a curated record